UGGUUCACAAUGAAUGGUACUAAGACAUCCUAUGCCAAGAGUUUCAUGAGCGCUCUCGGCAUCACUGCACAAAUCCCAAAUUUCCUAGUUUCUGUCAUCAAUCUGAUUGGGUCACUAAUGAUACGGAUAGUUGGACCGCUGGCGGUGAACUGCAUGAACAUCGUAGUGAUCUUGGCGUUGGUUAUUUUUCAAGAUCCUUCUGUUGAUGCGAUGCAAUGGUUCUACAUUGUUUCAUUAACGAUUGUUAUGAUAAUGAAUGCAUCGAAUGGCUUAUAUCAAAAUUCCGUUUUCGGCCUGACAGCUGAUUUCCCUGCCGCCUAUACAAAUGCUCUAGUGGUUGGCAACAACAUUUGCGGAACAUUCACCAGCGUCUUGUCUAUAGUGAGCACGGCUGCGGUUGCUUUAGUGUAUUUCUCGAUCUCAUUGGCUACUAAACUGUUUUAUUUUUUAGUUGAAGAUUUCUACAAGUUCUAUACAGAAAAGGGUAGAAGAAGUCGUUUAGCACAAAACGCUACCCGACCAAGUUUGGCUCAAUUUCUCGAAACAUUCAAAAAUUGUUGGCCACAAUUGUUAAGUGUGUUCAUGGUGUUCUUUGUGACGUUGGCCGUCUUUCCUACGGUACUUGCCGGGACCGUGCCCAAUAAAAAAGGCGAACCAUGGAACGGGGAACUUUAUGCUGGUUUCACUACGUUUCUCAAUUUCAAUCUUAUGGCAGCAGUGGGUUCAACAGCUGCUAAUUUUAUACAAAUACCAGGACCAAAGACACUACUUUUACCGGUUCUGGCACGCCUUCUAUUCAUUCCGUACUUUAUGCUCUGCAAUUAUAACAUAGAUGACCGUGUGAUGCCGGUAAUCUUCCAAAAUGAAUGGUUUUUCAUCAUCGGUAACGCUGUGAUGGCAUUAAGCAGCGGGUAUUUUAGUUCACUUGGAAUGAUGUACGCUCCCAGGGUCGUACCCGAGUCACUAUCGAAAACCGCUGGCAUGGCAGCAGCGCUUUGUUUAGUUGCAGGUGAAGUUAUUGGCAACAUUAAAUUUUAA
Messenger RNA from Angiostrongylus costaricensis, 1038 nucleotides. The record is from the annotation of a GenBank genome assembly. NCBI's taxonomy places the organism in Eukaryota, Metazoa, Nematoda, Chromadorea, Rhabditida, Metastrongylidae.